AUGAGGCACAUGAUCCUGGUGUUGCUGUACAGCUCUGGUGUUAGUGUCUGUGUUGGUUCGCUGGAGUCGUUGGUAAACUGUGAAUUUAACCAAACUAUGUGUAAGUGGACUGAUUAUGGUUUCAACGAUGAAAACUAUGUCCCAAUAUCAAUGUCGGUCUGUGGUAGGAAUGGAAACAUCAGAGAUUGUGGCAACUAUGAUUCUAGAAACUGGGCAAAUUCAUGGAGGAUGGAAAAUAUCACAAACUACACAUUUUAUAAUAUUCCACCAGACGUGGAUGUGUAUGGCAAAAUGAUGAUUUUCGCGGACAACUUCGAUAAAGGCCAAAUCUAUGCAGAUCAUUUUACUUUUAGCCUGAUGUAUUCACCUGGAAUAUCUGCCGACCCGACCCAAGCUCGUUGUCUGAAGUACAGAUAUUUAUUAACAGCGAAUGCUUCUCUCGUAGUUUCGUAUCAGACAGACUUAAGCGUAUUCGAACAUGACAUUCCAUUAACAGGGCAUUCUGGGAGCCAGGCCUUUAACUUAACUGACGGAUAUACCCAGUUGCCUUUCGUCAAUAAAUUCAGGAUGCAUGUCCAGAGAACUUUUUCCAGUGUGAUAGCUCUGAGUGCAUACACACUGAACAAAUGUGUGAUGGACAAAUCGAUUGCUCUGAUGGUAGUGACGAAACAUUUUGUGAUGAACACCCUGCCAUUCAUUGUAGAAACGUGUUAUUUCCUAGAAACACCUCCACUCUCACUACACGGACAAAAGAAGAUUCCCAGAAUCGUCAUUAAACAUAGCGCCUUCUUAAGAAUAAAAAUAAAUCCGAAUUGGUUGUCCACAUCUAGUAAAAUACUGCAAUCUUUCCAUUUCUAUAACUCUACCGUCUCUGAUGUUGAGUACGACAUGCAAACCUUGAAAAUACAUCUACAUGUAGCGGUCAGUUCGACGUCUCACAUGUCCAAAGCUAUUUUCACUUUUAAACCUGAAAUUUGUGAUAUUUCUGGCAACCGUCUUAUGGACUUCUCUAAAACAGAUCUACACUGCAGAGACUUGGUGAAUGCGAGUCAUAACGAGUUCACAGACAUGAUUGAUACAAGUACCCGGAUAUUAGAUGUAAGCCAUAACAAGCUCACCAGAUACAGUCGCCCUUUUAAAUUUUUGAAUGCACUCUACCUGAAUAACAACCAACUUUUGUCGACAAGAAACAGUUUAAAUUACAGAGAACGUGAAGGCGAUAGCCUACAGAUACUGGAUUUGUCCUACAACAACAUCUCAAUCAUCAAUGCUGGAGACCUCAUCGCGAUUAAACUGAUAUAUCUCAACCUCUCCAGAAACCAAAUCAGAAUGGUACACCCUGACGCUUUUCUUCAGUCCAACAACCUGUUCUCACUUGAUUUGUCUCAUAAUAAUAUCAUCCAAAUCUACAACGGAACCUUCUCACCACUCGGUAAAUUAGAAGAACUGUACUUACAAGGAAAUACAUUCCAGGUCACUAUUAAUUUAUUGAAAGGUCUCUUUAGUUUACGGAUUUUACAAGUCAGCUUUUAUACAAUAUGCUGUGCCAAAACUAACAGCAUUUACAAAGUUGAAUGCCUUGCUCCCGUGAAUGAAAUUUCGUCUUGUGAAAACAUGAUUGCAAAUCCUGUUCUCAGCGCUUUUGUAUGGUACAUUGCAUUAUUGGCAGUUUUUGGAAAUAUGAUCGUUUUUCUUUAUUUUGUCAGUUAUCCCAAAAGCGAUGAAAUCGGGGUGCAUGACAUCUUUGGAACGAAUUUAACUUGUGCUGACUUUCUGAUGGGUGUUUACUUGUACAUUAUUGCUAUCACAAAUCUACAUUACACGGGGCAGUACGGCUUGAAUGACUUCGUCUGGAAACAUAGCGCUGCUUGUACGCUUUCUGGAAUAACUGCCACCUUGUCAAGGGAAGUCUCUGUCUUUAUUUGUUUGUUAAUCACACUUGAAAAAUUGGUUGCUGUCAACUAUCCAUCAUCUCAUUUGAAACCAUCGAUAAAAAGAGUCUCUAUGUUAUUGCUUGUUGCCUGGGUGGUCUCGCUUUUCCUUGCUUUGAUUCCUUUAAAUCCGGACCCUAAUCUUGAAAACUUCUACGCUCAAUCUGGCAUCUGCGUUUCCUUUCCGCUGUCCGUUACACGGAAGACUGGAUGGCAGUACUCCAUGAUCGUGUAUGUCGGAAUCAACUUCCUUCUUUUUCUUGGCAUUCUGAUUGGACAGAUUGCAAUUCUUGUUAAAGUUUUCAGCAAUAGGAAGAAUGUGCAGUCAGACAAAACUCUCCCGAGGGAAGCCUCUUUGGCUAAGACUAUGUCUGCCAUCGUUCUAACUGAUGGAUUCUGUUGGCUUUCUAUAGGGACGAUAGGGUUGCUGACGUUUUUGGGGAUUGAGGUACAGUCAGAUGUUUAUGCCUGGGUGAUACUUGUCGUACUGCCGAUAAACUCCGCCAUUAACCCUAUAUUGUAUUUGUGGACUGCAUUCAAGACGGAAAUGCAGCGGUUCCUUUUACUGCUUCAUUCAUGUGUCUUUCUGAUUGUUGACACAAUGGAAUCACCAGUGAAUUGUGCCUUUAAAGAAGAUCUCUGUAAUUGGAGUGCUCGACGGAAAUCAGACGUUCACAUCAGGAAAUGGAUUAAGCUCUGUGGCUUUCGGGGAAGAAUAAACAACUGCAUCAACACAGACAGAAUUUACCCCGCUAAUCCCUGGAAAGUAGGGGUCAUUUCAAACAACAGUCUCUACAACCUACCACCAGAUUGGAAUUUGACGGGAAGGAAAUUUGCCUAUAGUGACAACACUAACUAUAACGAGCCGCUUACGUCCUACAUCGAUCAUAACAUAAGCACGCGCCUGUUGUACUCACCUAAGAUCCGGGCCACCUCAUGGCCGCGGUGUUUGAAGUUUAAAUUUAUAGUGACUGGCAGGUCCCAUUUCCUUGUGUCAUACUCUAAAGAUUUGAGGAACGUCUACGCAGAUAUUCCACUUCGGACGUUUACGCCACCCACUCCUAUGGCCAGCUUAGGAUAUGGAUUCCUCCAACUGCCGUUUGCGAGGGAAUUCAGGUUGUAUUUUCGGGCCAUUUUUGAGAACGAAGCUCCAGGUCUUGUAUUGCUGUCUGAUAUUCAGCUCAGAGACGGACUCUGCCCUGAUACAUGUCCAAAGAACCUAUUCCAGUGUUCUAGCUAUGAGUGCCUGGAUACAGAUAAAGUCUGUGACGGUCGUACUGAUUGUUCCUUCGGUGAUGACGAAUAUAUGUGUUACUACAAUUCCUCCGGAGUAAACAGAAGUAAUAAGCCUAUUCACAAAACAAAUGCCGUUAUUUCCCAAGAAGAGACUGAUGGAGACAUUCAGAACAAAUCUCUACAAGAUGAAGGUCCCGUGAAGCAUUGCGGGAAUGUCUCUGAUGAUAACACUUGUUGCCUUGUAUCAACAUUGCUAAAUGGUAAAUGUUUACAGCAGAACCAAAAGAAAAGUUUGCAAAAUUCGUCACUUGCUGAUAUUUGUUCACGUUGCAACAAUUCUUGGCGAGUAGAUUGCAUUGCUUGCAUUCCGGAAAAUGCAGUUAAUAAUACAGUUUGUUUUUUACCGCAGAGCCUUAAUCACGAAACGUCUUUGGUCAACUUGACGUCAUUACUCCAGAGUCGACCUAAUGAUCAUAAUAAUUCACAAAGCAGUUACUCAAAGUUAGAAAAUAUAUGCUCAGAAGUCGCAGUCAAAAAAUGUGCUUUAUUUCAUGGUACACAAAGUCCAUUAAUCUGUAACAUAAGUGAUAUUUCAUCGGGUUUGUGUAUAAACGUUUCCAUAUUAUGCCCUCAGUACACCUCAACAGGUGUUAUCAUCUACGAACAAUGUGUGCUGAUUGGCAACACUUCGGCAAAGAAUGUCAGCAUAUGUUGUAUAAAGAAAGAAGAGACUGAUUUUCAAAUUCUGGAUAGUAAGACAAUAUGUGGUGAAUGUAAUGAUAGAAACGAUAAUGCCGACAUUGUUUCAUUUUUAAACAAAACUUCAUUCGAUGGAAUCACAUGUUUAAAUUCCUCUGAAAUAAUCCAUUCUUCGGACAUGGAUCAUUCUGAAACAGAUAUAUCUUCAGACACCGAUCAAAUAAGUCUUCACAGAUCUGGAGCCUGUUAUUCCUUCUGUCCGCUAGGGUGUAACUGUUUAGGAGAAAGCUUUCUAUGUGAAAGACUGGGAUCAGUUGGUUAUACCGACAGGAUCCUACUACAUAAUGUGGAAUGCAAAACACUCAAGAUUGAUGAUGUCCACAACAGCCUUUCCCUCAAAAGCAGACAAAUUUUUAAGCUUGAAAUUCAUGAUUCAAGAAUAACAAAUUUAGAAAUACUAGCGUAUUAUCCAUAUUUUAUUCACAGGAUCCUGAUAAAUAACAGUAUCUUUGAUAAGAUUCAUAUUGAGUCUUUUGUUGUUAAGGCGUUUCAAUCAUUUCUCACAGUUGACCUCUACAGCACUCGUUUAUCGUUCUUUAAAUUUAAAGAUUUUUCACAUUUCGUUCUAAAUUCUUCUGACAAAUCAUCUAUUCAAUUUACCAGAAUGAUUAUACACUCAAUUCCUAUGACAUUAGACAUGUCUGGAAAUGCCUUUGGACAUCUAAAAUUUGAUUAUAAUUUUUCAAAUUAUUUUCUUUUUUCUGAUAUGGUCAACUUAAGUCAUAAUGCUUUAACGGAAGUCCGCCCGCUUUGGACAUGGGUUCUGGACUUAAGUCACAAUCAGCUGACAUUUUACUCCCACUUCACCAUUCGUUUAGAAGUCCUGUAUUUAAAUAAUAACCAUAUUCGAUCAGCAAGAAGGCUAGAAAACUAUGAUCCGAAUGGUGACGACCACUUGAGAAUACUUGAUUUAUCAUACAACAAUAUAACAGCUAUCAACAGUGGGGACCUUCUCUCCUCCAACCUGAUUUUUCUGAAUCUGUCCAGAAAUCAUAUUGAAAUUAUAGAGGCAGGGGCAUUUCGCCGGACUAUCCACAUCGCCACACUAGACCUGUCGUAUAAUAAGAUCUCUCAAAUCUUUGACGGAACUUUCUUGCCUUUGAAGGACCUUGAAGAGUUGUAUUUGCACGGCAAUUAUUUCCAGGUUUUCGAAGGAAUGUUUACAGGACUUUUCAAUUUAAGAAUCUUGAGAGUUAGUUUUUAUACUAUUUGCUGUGCUAUAACCAACAGUAAGUAUGCUGUACAGUGUAUCGCACCCUUGAAUGAGAUUUCGUCAUGUGACCAUUUGAUAGCUGUACCGGUACUUAACGUUGCUGUGUGGUACAUAGCGUUGGUGGCUGCGUUCGGAAACCUGAAUGUCCUGUUGCUUAACAUUGGUCAUAUCAGGAGCAGUAAAGCCGGAACAUACUAUCUUCUGACGAUAAGCUUAAGCUGUGCCGACUUCUUGAUGGGUUUGUACUUAUACAUAAUUGCUGUCACAAACCUACAUUAUUCUGGACAAUACGGUCUUAAUGAUUACAACUGGAGACACAGUUCAACGUGUAAAUUUUCCGGAGUAAUCGCCACUCUGUCGAGCGAAGUGUCCGCCUUUAUCGUUCUGCUGAUCACACUUGACAGAUUUCUUGCCAUCAAGUACCCCUUCUCCGGUUUUAAAUUUACCAAAAGGAGCGCGGCUAUUGUAGUGGUGACCGUGUGGUCUGUUUCUCUACUUCUGGCUCUGAUCCCUCUACUACCAGUAGCUGAUCUGGACAAUUUCUACGCUCAGUCCGGUAUAUGUAUAUCCCUCCCUCUUUCUGUUUUCAGGAAAUCCGGAUGGGAAUACUCAAUGAUUGUGUUUGUUGGAAUCAACUUUAUACUUUUUCUCGGCAUUCUUGUUGGGCAGAUCCUUAUAUUUGUGGAGGUUGUUAGAUCUGGAAAGUCAGUCCAGUCUACCAAGACAAGAGAGAGGGAAGCAUCUCUGGCCACGACGCUGUUUGCAAUAGUUCUGACGGAUGUCUUUUGUUGGAUACCAAUUGGAACCAUAGGAAUGCUUACGUUUCUUGGAAUUGAGGUACAGGCCGAUGUCUACGCUUGGAUAGUGGUUGUGGUUCUGCCGAUUAACUCCGCCCUCAACCCCAUUCUGUAUACUGUCACUGCAGUCAUCAGAAACAAGAGAAGGCAAGAGGAAGAAAGCAUUGCCAAGCUGAAGAAACAGCUAUUCCUACUAAAGGCAAAAGCUGACAAUAUGGGUCACAGAGCUGUCAGUCGGUUGCCAGACGUAACCUCUAUCAGUCAUGACAUUGAUAAUGGUCCAGCAAGCCUAGAAACAGCGAUAAAAAGCCCGGAUGAAUAAACCAAUGUCCCUGGAGUGUCAGCUUCAGCGUCUCUAAACUUUCACAUGAGAA
Saccostrea cuccullata (small rock oyster) is the source of this 6310-nucleotide messenger RNA. RefSeq lists its product as uncharacterized. The coding region runs from base 1 to 6258 and encodes 2085 amino acids. The transcript has 16 exons. Gene Ontology annotation, cellular component: plasma membrane. The record is from RefSeq and is a predicted model, not a curated record. Gene Ontology annotation, biological process: hormone-mediated signaling pathway; activation of adenylate cyclase activity; adenylate cyclase-activating G protein-coupled receptor signaling pathway. Lineage: Eukaryota; Metazoa; Mollusca; Bivalvia; Ostreida; Ostreidae. Gene Ontology annotation, molecular function: protein binding; G protein-coupled peptide receptor activity.